Hemibagrus wyckioides is the source of this 4583-nucleotide messenger RNA. RefSeq names its product AP-1 complex subunit sigma-2. Bases 188 to 670 code for a protein of 160 amino acids. The transcript has 5 exons. The record is from RefSeq and is a predicted model, not a curated record. Gene Ontology annotation, biological process: intracellular protein transport; vesicle-mediated transport. Gene Ontology annotation, molecular function: clathrin-cargo adaptor activity. NCBI's taxonomy places the organism in Eukaryota, Metazoa, Chordata, Actinopteri, Siluriformes, Bagridae. Gene Ontology annotation, cellular component: membrane coat; AP-1 adaptor complex; intracellular membrane-bounded organelle.
AGAUAGAAAACUGAGAAGGGAAACGAAGAGAAGGCGGAUACAUACACACUCACACACACACACGCACUCAUUUACACAUACACUCUCUUACACGCACAGAGGACUGAUCAACACAACUCUGCCUCUGAACCAGGGCAUGCUCGACACUGUUUUGGAGGAAAUUUGUUUUCUUUAAGCGGAAGAAAAGAUGCAGUUCAUGCUGCUCUUCAGCAGGCAAGGCAAGCUUCGCCUGCAGAAAUGGUACAUUCCACUUUCCGACAAGGAGAAGAAGAAGAUCACACGUGAGCUGGUACAGACCGUCCUGGCACGAAAACCCAAGAUGUGUAGCUUCCUGGAGUGGAGAGACCUCAAGAUUGUUUACAAAAGAUACGCUAGUUUGUAUUUCUGCUGUGCUAUCGAGGACCAGGACAACGAGCUGAUCACCCUGGAGAUCAUCCAUCGUUACGUAGAGCUGCUGGAUAAGUACUUUGGCAGUGUGUGCGAGCUGGACAUUAUCUUCAACUUCGAGAAGGCGUACUUCAUCCUAGACGAGUUCCUUUUGGGAGGAGAAGCUCAGGAGACAUCCAAGAAGAACGUCCUCAAGGCUAUUGAACAGGCUGACCUGCUGCAGGAGAAUCUCGAUUUUCAGAUCCGCUUCUUGCCAGGUACAGUGGGAUUGAUUAUUGAUUAGGAAAACCCAAUCAAACCCAGUGUAGUUCCCUCUACUGUAGACCAAAGCUUCCUGCCAGUAGAUCGAUCACUAUCUAAUAUGAAGAAUGAGGAGGUGGCCACAUGCCAGGAGCAACACUGCACUUUAGUGAGGAAUAGUAAGGAAUCAUCAACAGUAGAUUUACUGUUUUCACCCUGAAGCGGAUUAUUGUCUGAUAACAGCACGUUUUAUUCCUCUUAUACCACAGCAAGUUGCCAACAAUUUAAAUUUUUAUUUGUUAAAGAACCCCUUCACCAGCCUUGCGUUAUUUCUCCCUUUUAAUGUUCAUCAGGCAUAAUAAUCAAAUUUAUGGAGAAUCUUAAAACUUAACCUUGUCUAUCUGAAAAACUGCCAAUGACUGUUAAAAAGCUCUGAUAUUGGAGACUCCUUAAAAAGACAUAGACGAAGCGUCAGAUGUCACUACAGAAACUGUAAGGUGUUCAAAAGAGCACAUUCAUUUAAAUUGGAAUUAUUGUCAGAGCUGCUAGAACUCUAAUCAACACUGUCCAAACCAAUCAGCAUCCAGAAUUCAACAGCGCUGUGGUAUAAAGUGUGACAUAAACAUGUAACCUCCCUGGCUGGCAAAUUUUUCAAUCAAUCAAAUCACGAAAUGAUCAGUUAAUUUGGCAUUAAUUCCAAGAGAGCAGGAUGGGGUUUUAUUCCAGACAUUUCUCUGAUUAGAAUGUUACUGGCAUGUGGCAACUCUUCUGAAAGUUAACGGAAGAGCGAAUCCAGAAGAGGUGUGUGUGCCUUUUUCCUGGAGAUCGGCCCUCCUUCAGAGCUUAGUACCAGGCCGAUGUAACAAAUCUAAUUCAUGUCCAAAAUGAACCAUUUUGAAGUGAUCUCACUCCCUCCCUAAUGUAGAAAGUCACCGUCAUUUGGUACUCAUGCGAACGUCAUUAAAAUGUUUUACAGAUUUCGUCACACAGUCUCUGACGUGGUCCGAAAGUCUGAGAUCAGAAUUCGAAUUCAAAAAUAUUUCUAGUAAAUGUUCAGAACGUCGAAUUUAAUAAUAGUGUGCCCUAUUUAUAGCUCCUUGUUUUUACACUCGCGCAAAUUUGCGAUAUUGACCGUGUUAACUGCUUAGUACAAAACCCCAGAAUUUCCUCUCGUCUAAUCUCUUCUGUUUUAAAGCAUGUGAUCAGGCGAUUUGAUUUAAAACGGAUCAUCGGCUUUUACACAAACGUGUGAAGCCCGAGUGAGUGCCAGCUCGAGUGCAUAUACUAAGAAAAAAACUAUUUUUUCUUAUUACUUUUCGCUCAAGAUGUCAAUAGUAUAACUGUAAUGAAAAUUGUAUUUAACAGAUGUAUUUUAACUACAGUUCUCAGACAUUUGGACCCCCAAAAUCAGAUUUCAGUUCAUCUAAUAUACUGUAAGCUGUAUUUUAUUAUGACAAAUGGCCUACUUUCUUACUUACCAUGUUGGUGUUUGAUGUGUUACUUCCCUAUUAGUUACAUAUUAGCUACUAACUGUACGUCAUAAUAUUUAUACUUUUUGUUAAACACUAAUCCUGGUUCUCUGUGUACGGAAAGUCUUGUUUCACUGUUGAAUUAUUUCCCAAAGCCAUAAUCAUAAUCAAAUUAUUGCCUAAUUCCUGAUCUGGUAGGGAACUGGGUGGACGCCAGUCACAGCGAGGCCCAGCCACAGUAGGUUCAGCAGGUCACACAAUUCUGAUUUCAGGAAUGCAUAGUGACAGGAGCCCAAGGGAAAAGACCACAGGGAAACAAAGUCGUGUUGUGUGCAGCAGCCACACACUGAGCCAUGACCCAAAUGUGAGAGAAAGAGAAUGCUAAAAUGCUUCCAGCUAUUUACAAUGCUAAUGCUAACAUGUUGUUCUAAUGACUAGGCUUGUGUUUUAAUCGAAGAGGCAGGUUGUAGAUGAGCAUGGCUGGACACGUAUCGCCCGAGGCCCAUCAGAGCUCUGAAGCAGAGCGUUGGACACAUGUAACACGUACACAUUGUACACAUUACUUUCAGUCUUGAACAAAACAAAACAGAAUGGUAGUUUAAAUAUUUGGCUACCUUUUAUCAAACACACACACACACACACACACAUAUACACUUCAAAACUAUAAAAUCUUCAACACACACACACAGCAUAUUACAAUAAUAACAUUCUGUAUUAACACACCAGGUUUUAAGCCAGUAAUACCCUUACACAUAAGCCAUUCUUCUGUCCACUGAAUACCUUAACCUAUGUUGCUUAGCAACUCAAGCUUACAGUUAACAGGUUAUUAUUAAAAACACAUUUAAUUAUUUUCUGAGCACUAGAUUUUUAUUGUUUAACCAUAUUAUUUUAUUAUGGUUUAUGUAUUGUUUUUGUCAUUGUUUAUAAAAAUAAUAAACAAUAAAAUCAAAAUCACUGCAGCUCACUGAAUAACUCCUGUUUAAAAUAAUAGAGUAUAGUGGUGGAGUAUAAAUAGAGUGAUAAAUAAUAGAGUAUAGUGGUGGAGUAUAAAUAGAGUGAUAAAUAAUAGAGUAUAGUGGUGGAGUAUAAAUAGAGUGAUAAAUAAUAGAGUAUAGUGGUGGAGUAUAAAUAGAGUGCUAUAAUAAAAUAUUUUAAUAAUGCAGUAUAUAAAAGUAAAUGAACAGAACAGUGCAGCAGUGUAGUGUAACAGAGUAAUAUAGUAGAACAGAGUACAGUGGUAUUUAUCAGUUUUAUUAGUGGAGUUUAUUAGUAUAGUAUAGUAUAGUGUAGAGUAUAGUUUAGUAAUACAGUAUAUUAAAGUAAUAAAACGGAAGAGCAGGGUGUAGUAUAGUACACUCAUAUUAGAUAUCAUAUUAGAACACAGCCAGUGUGCUUUUAACAAACGGGUCUGUGGUUAGUGACACACUGCUGGUUGAGCUUUUUAUUUCUGCUCAAAUGCACACAAGGAAUUUGCCCCAACUCAUUACUCCUCACACUGAGUGAGAUCAGCCCUCUGACUGGGUGGGCUAAGUGAGAUCAGCCCUCUGACUGGGUGGGUUUAAUGAGAUCAGACCUGUGAUUCGAUGGGUUUAGGGACCUCAGUCCUCUGAAUGGGUGGGUUUAGUGAGAUCAGACCUGUCAUUCGGUGGGUUUAGUGACCUCAGUCCUCUGGUUGGGUGGGUUUUGUGAGCUCAGACCUGUGAUUCGAUGGGUUUAGGGACCUCAGUCCUCUGAUUGGGUGGGUUUAGUGAGAUCAGACCUGUCAUUCGGUGGGUUUAGUGACCUCAGUCCUCUGGUUGGGUGGGUUUUGUGAGAUCAGACCUGUGAUUCGAUGGGUUUAGGGACCUCAGUCCUCUGAUUGGGUGGGUUUAGUGAGAUCAGACCUGUCAUUCGGUGGGUUUAGUGACCUCAGUCCUCUGGUUGGGUGGGUUUUGUGAGAUCAGCCGUCUGAUUUGGUGCUUUAAGUGUGAUCAGAAUUGUCAUUGGGUGAUUUUAGUGAAAUCUGUCUUCUGAUUGGGUGGGUUUAGUGAGAUUAGCCCUCUAACUGGUUGGGUUAAUGAGAUCAGUCUUCUGAUUGGGUGAGUUUAGUGACAUCAGCCCUGCGUUUGGUGGGUUUAGUGAGAUCAGCCCUCUGAUUGGGUGGGUUUAGUGAGAAUAGCCCUCUAAUUGGUUGGGUUUAGUGAGAUCAGCCCUGUGACUGUGUGGGUUUAGUCAGAUCAACCCUCUGAUUAGUCGAGUUUAGUGAGAUCAUUCCUCUGAUUGGGUGGGUUUAGUGAGAUCAGUCUUCUGAUUGGGCGGGUUUAGUGAGAUCAUUCCUCUGAUUGGGUGGGUUAAUGAGAUAAGACCUGUCAUUGGCUGGAUUUAGUGACAUCAGUCCUCUGAUUGGGUGGGUUUAGUCAGAUCAACCCUCUGAUUGGGUGCUUUAAGUGAGAUCAGAAUUGUCAUUGAGUGGGUUUUGUGAGAUCAGCCUUCUGAUUGGCUGGAUUU